Styela clava is the source of this 530-nucleotide messenger RNA. Its product is annotated as dynein axonemal light chain 4-like. The record is from RefSeq and is a predicted model, not a curated record. Gene Ontology annotation, cellular component: dynein complex. Gene Ontology annotation, biological process: microtubule-based process. NCBI's taxonomy places the organism in Eukaryota, Metazoa, Chordata, Ascidiacea, Stolidobranchia, Styelidae.
AUUUACGUUAUCGUCAUAACAACAGACUCGCUUCAGUGAUUGACGGCUUCAGUGGUCGUUUCGUUCGUUUUCGCCUGGUUUUUGAUAUUUCUGUAAUAAUUCUUGAAAUUUGAACAUGACGGAAGCAGCUGAAACGAAAAAAGAAGAAGCUCAUGACUACAGAAGGCUACAUAGUUACCCUCUAAUUAGGCACACUGAUAUGCCUGAAGAAAUGAGAGUAGAAGCAAUGGAAUUAUGUGUAACAGCAUGUGAAAAAUUUGCCGCCAACAACGAGAAUGCCGCCAAAAUGAUUAAAGAAAGUAUGGACAAGAAGUUUGGAUCAUCAUGGCACGCAAUUGUCGGGGAAGGUUAUGGUUUUGAAAUCACUCAUGAAAUGAAGAACAUUUUAUAUAUGUUUUUUGCUGGUAGUACAGCAAUCACUGUUUGGAAAUGUUCAUGAUUGCUAGCAUAAAAUAAUAAUUUGCUGCAGUCAAGAAUUUUUAUAUAUUGGUUGUCUUGUUCAUUGUAAAUACAUAGAUUUAUAUCUUGUA